UCUAAAAUCCAAACCUAUUUUCAGCGAAGACUUGUUCCAGACUUUUCCUGUCACUUCUCCAUGAUCAUGUCUCUUCUUUGCUUCCAUUCCCUUUUCCGGCAAGUGGUGUCCACGCUACCGUCGCGGCGGUUACUCAACGCCGUUACGUGGACACUUCUCUUAAUCGUUACCGUGACGGUGGCAUCGGUGGCUCCUGGGGUGGCUUUUCUGUUGGCGAUAUCUCCACCUUCGUCGUUCUCAUCCAAACAACCUUGUAACGGUGUCGGUGGUGAGUUUGUGAGAAUUCCUUUGGAUUUUCCCACAGAGAUUGUGUGUUUGCCCCAACAUGCGGUUAUGAGCAGGUCCGACCUAGAUUUCUUCUUGCCAACGUUGUUCGCUGCUUUGGUUGUCGGUGCUUCAACUUGCCUCCUUCGUUCAGUGGCCUGCGCCUGAUCAAGAUAGCUAUUUUCAUGUACUCUUAUCCCUGAAUUCGUUUGCAUGUUGUGGUUGAUCAAUUGGGGUUGUUCAUAUGCAUUUACUAGAAUUUUAGCCUAUAUGUUUUUCUUUCUCAUGUUACAUAGAGAAUGACUAGAAUAACUGCACUUCUAGAUUGUGAAAGAAGUUCUUUCAAUACAGAGUGAGAUGGUGGUUUCCUUCACAAUUCUCUCUUCAUUUUUGUUUUUAUUGGAGUUUCCUUUUCAUUUAGUACUUGAAUAUGAAUGUAGGGUAGGGAAAUGUAUGACAGAAACAACCAAA
Messenger RNA from Vigna unguiculata (cowpea), 735 nucleotides. RefSeq lists its product as uncharacterized. Lineage: Eukaryota; Viridiplantae; Streptophyta; Magnoliopsida; Fabales; Fabaceae. The record is from RefSeq and is a predicted model, not a curated record.